AUGGGAGCACAAGAACUAGAUAUUGAGUAUUUAAUCAAGGAGUUGACACUUCCUGAAAAGAUCUCCUUGUUGGCUGGUAAGGAUUUCUGGCACACUUUUCCAAUAGAGAGAUUGAACAUUCCUUCAAUCAGAGUUUCGGACGGUCCUAACGGUAUCAGAGGUACCAAGUUCUUCAACUCGGUUCCUUCUAACUGUUUUCCAUGUGGUACCGGUUUGGCUGCUACCUUCAACAAGGACUUGUGGGUUGAGGCUGGUGAGUUGAUGGGUAAGGAAGCCAAGAUGAAGGGUGCCCAUGUGAUCUUAGGUCCUACCUCGAACAUCGUUCGUUCUCCAUUGGGAGGAAGAGCCUUCGAAUCGUACUCCGAGGACCCUCUUUUGUCUGGACAUGCUGCCUCAAACAUCAUCAAGGGCAUUCAAAACGAAAAUGUCGUUGCAUGUCUUAAGCACUUUGUCUGUAAUGAUCAAGAAGAUGACAGAAGAGGUGUCGACACCUUGUUGACCGACAGAGCUUUGAGAGAAAUCUACUUGAAGCCAUUCCAAAUAGCGUUGAGAGAUUCUGAACCUGGUGCUUUGAUGACUUCUUAUAACAAGAUCAGAGGUAUUCAUGUUUCGGAAUCUAAAGAACUCAUGCAAGAUAUUUUGAGAGACGAGUAUAAGUACGAAGGUACUACAAUGUCUGACUGGUUAGGUACUAACUCAACUAAGGCCGCCUUGGAUGCUGGAGUCAACUUGGAAAUGCCUGGCCCAGCCAGGUUCAGGACUCAACUCCAGGUCACCCACGAAAUUCAGUCUAAAAGAAUCCACGCCCAGACUAUUGACGACAAUGUUCGUGGUGUCUUGAAGUUGAUCAAUAGGGCAUUGAAGGCAGGAAUUCCAGACGAUGUUGUAGAGUCUGCCAACGAAGAUCCUGCUUCCUCAGAACUCUUGAGAAAGGUGGGUGACGAGUCUAUUGUUUUGUUGAAGAACGAAGGCAACAUCUUGCCUUUGUCCAAGACUUCUGUUGCUGGUCAAGAAAAGAUCGCUGUCAUUGGUCCUAAUGUCAAGGCUGCUCAAGACUCUGGUGGUGGAUCUGCUUCUCUUACUGCUCGUUACAAGGUUACCCCAUGGGAGGGUAUCAAGAAGAAGAUCGAGGAAGGUGGAAACACUGUUUCGUUGGAAUACUCCUUAGGUGCUUUCUUAGAUAAGAACAUGCCUGAUGUUGGUGACAUCUUAGAAAACGACAAAGGUGAAAAGGGUGUCACUGCCAAGUUCUACAAAACUGCUCCGGGAACCAAGGACAGACAACAGUUUGCUGAACGUUUUCUUCCAACAACUAAGCUCUGUCUUUUCGACUUUAAAGACCCUGAAUUGGCACCAGGCGAAGUGUUGUUCUACGCUGAUUUUGAAGGUUACUUUACUCCUGAGGAAACUGCUGAUUAUGAAUUUGGUGCUUCAGUUAUGGGUACUGCUCAAGUCUUUGUUGACGGUAAAUUAGUUGUCGACAACAAGACCAAGCAAACGAAAGGGGAUGCCUUCUUCUUAGCUAUGGGAACAAGAGAAGAAAGAGGUACUGUCCAUUUGGAAAAGGGCAAAAAAUACCAUGUUAAGUGUGAGUUUGGUACUGCUCCAACAUAUACCUUGGAUCCGACUCAAGAAAUUGGAGGUGCCUUUUUCGGUUUCAGAAUUGACUCUCCACAAGAAACUGAACUCACCAAGGCCAUUGAACUUGCCAAGUCUGUUGACAAGGUCAUCUUGGUUGUUGGCCUCUCCAAAGAAUGGGAAUCUGAGGGUUUCGACAGAUCAGACAUGGACAUUCCAGGUGCCACUAACCAGUUGAUUGAAGAAGUCUUGAAGGUCAACAAGAAUGUCGUCAUCGUUAACCAAUCUGGUUCUCCAGUAACUAUGCCAUGGGCUGAAAAAGUUCCAGCUUUGGUCCACGCUUGGUACGGUGGUAACGAAUUGGGUAACACCAUUGCUGAUGUAUUGUUUGGUGAUGUCAACCCAUCUGGUAAGUUGUCUAUGUCAUUCCCAAAGAAACUUGAAGACACUCCUUCGUACCUCAACUAUGGUUCCAUCAACGGUCAGGUCUGGUAUGGUGAAGACAUCUUUGUGGGAUACAGAUACUACGAGAAGGUUAAGCAGGAUGUUUUGUUCCCAUUCGGUUUCGGUUUAUCCUACACCACUUUCGACUUCAAGGACUUGUCUGUUGCAGCCGAUGACGAAAACGUUACUGUUAGCGUCAAGGUCACCAACACCGGUUCUGUAGAUGGUUCUGAGACAGUUCAAGUCUACAUUGAACAAUCUAACCCAAGUGUCAUCAGACCUGUCAAAGAAUUGAAAGAAUUCGGUAAGGUCUUCUUGAAGGCUGGUGAAACGAAGUCUGUCGAAGUCAAGAUCUCCAUCAAAGAGGCUACUUCUUACUGGAAUGGUUACUUUAGCAAAUGGGAAUCCACAAAAGAUACUUACAAGGUAUUGGUAGGUAACAGUUCAGACAACAUUAUUGUUGAAGGUGAAUUUGCUACCUCCAAGACUUUCUACUGGUUGGGGUUGUAG
This is a messenger RNA of Scheffersomyces stipitis CBS 6054, 2532 nucleotides long. RefSeq names its product beta-glucosidase (gene BGL6). The coding region runs from base 1 to 2532 and encodes 843 amino acids. Gene Ontology annotation, molecular function: beta-glucosidase activity. Gene Ontology annotation, biological process: glucan catabolic process. The transcript has a single exon. NCBI's taxonomy places the organism in Eukaryota, Fungi, Ascomycota, Pichiomycetes, Serinales, Debaryomycetaceae. The record is from RefSeq and is a predicted model, not a curated record.